AUGACAUCUCCCACUGUCGACAAAACCUCCCUGGACCUUAAGGCGAGCGCUUUUGCGCCGGCAGACGCAAUGGCGGUAGACACUGAGGCAAACGGCGUUCACGAUGUGCUCUUCGACGACCCAGAACCAAAGACAACCCUCAACGAAACCGCGCAAUCAAAACCAACCACCAACGGCAAUCACGUAGAUAUGGAUGCAUCAGCGCCUGCAGUCGAGCCCGCCAUCGAGCCCACUACCAACGUCUCUGCUGGAAUCGACGGUGUCGCACAGUUUCUGCCUGACAGCCAACAAGACAACAACUCCUUGUUUGGUGACGAGGAUACUGGUGCCACGGUUACCAACGCCGUAGAAGCGCCAAUUUCAGACGUGCGCGACGAACCCGCAACUGCCGAAGAGCUUUCCUCAGCGACCCAGGCAACAGCCGCUAGUACCCAAGAAGUACCCGAGACGCAGAUUGUCGCCAAAGAGGAAGCGCCAGCUGAAGACAGCAUGGAUACCACCGCCGAUGCACCGGCCGAGUCGAAACCUACAGAGUCAUCCGGAGCACCUACAAAGCCAAUGCACGACCUAACAAUCAAGACCGACAGCGAUGCGGCUACUGCGCCCCCAUCUGUUGCUGCUCAGUCUCCAGCUAUUGUAGAUCGUGAGAUGGAAGAUGCUCCGUCCUCGGGCAAAGUCCGUCCCCGCGAGGAUGAUGAUGACGAUAUUCCCGACGCGAAGCGCACAAAGACCGAAGAAGAGACGAGUGCUCAGACCGACUUCAAGCUCCCCGAAUUGCCCAAUCAAACGGAGCAACCCAGCACAAAUGGCGGUACUCCAGGGCCGGCUUCCGACUCUGCACACGAGGCAUCAGGUGUUCACAGGGCUGUUGAUUGGGAAGAAUGGCCAACCACUCCGAUGACGGACGCACAGAACAAGUUUCUUCUUGAGCGGAUAAGGAACACGAAGAAGAUCAAGGUUUCGAUAGCGUUCAAGGAUCCUGUUGACCCCAUAGCCCUCAACAUUCCUACUUACCCUGACAUUGUCAAGAACCCCAUGGACUUGACUACUAUGGAACACAAGUUGAAGGACAAGAAGUACACUUACGUAAGGGAUUUCAUGGCAGACCUCGAUCAGAUGAUUACCAACAGCGAGCUUUUCAACAACAAGCAACAUCCUGUAACUCAAGCAGGAUAUAACCUCCGCGCUUACUUCUUGAAAGGCAUGGGUAAAAUGCCCCGAGGUGCUGCUGCUGAAGAGCCACCUAAGCCGGCAAAGGCAAAGAAGCCAUCAGUAAACACUUCGUCAAAGGCUCGACGUGAGUCUCGUGUUGCACCGCCUAAUGUCAAAUCUCCUGCCGUCGCUACUCCUGCAGCAACCUCACCUCAGGCUGCCUGGCCUCUGCAGCAAGACGGCACGCCGUUGAUUCGACGUGAUUCGUCUACUACAGACGGUCGUCCAAAGCGAGAGAUUCAUAGGCCUUCGAAGGAUUUGCCUUACACCAACGCAAAGCCGAGAAGGAAGAAGUUUGCGCAAGAACUCAAGUUCUGCGAGUCUGUGCUUACCGAGCUCAUGAAGCCAAAGUACAGUGCAGUUACUUACCCGUUCAUUGCUCCGGUAGAUCCUGUGGCGCUCAACAUUCCGUCCUAUCUCAAGAUCAUCAAGAAACCAAUGGACUUUGGUACGAUUGAGAAGAAUCUGAAGAAUGGCGUUUACCAAAGUGCCAAGGAUUUCUACGCGGAUGCGCAGCUCGUUUUCCAGAAUUGCUACAAGUUCAAUCCUGAAGGUGACGCCGUCAACCAGAUGGGGCACAAGAUGGAGGAUCUGUUUGAGAGCCUGUGGAAGGAGAAGGCCGACUGGCUUGCCCAGCAUGCGCCUGCUCCUGAACACUCGCCCAGCGACCUCUACUCUGACGAAGAUGAUGAGGAAGAUGAAGACGAGGAGGAGAUAGACCCUGCUCAGGCUCAGUUUCUUGCAAUCCAGCAACAGAUCGCACAACUGAACGCCACAGCGCAACAACUUCUGCAGCAGCAAACUGGUGGCAAACGUGCCUCACCCAAAUUGCCUGGCAAGAAGAAGAAGGCCGCCGUGCCACCAACAAAGCGGAAGAGUCUUCCACUUGCGGUGCCACCGCCUGCGAAGCCUAUCAAGACUGCACCGGUUAAGAAGGUUAAGGCUCCUGCGCCUCUGAGUUUCGCCCAGAAACAGGAGAUCUCAGAGGGCAUCAGUACGCUUGGUGACCUUGAUAUGCGUAAGGCAGUCCAAAUCAUCAGAAAUGGCUGUCCACACCUUGCGACCGUGAACGAUGACGAAAUGGAGCUCGAUAUGGACGAGAUCAACGAUGAUACGCUCCGGGAGUUGUUGAGGUUCAUCAAGUCUCUGCGCGGUCCCAAGGGAGGUGCCGUAGCCGAUGAUGAUUUUGAGCCACCUAGGCAGGUGACGAAGCAAGCUGCGGCUCGACCGAAGAAGAAUAAGCCUAUGGGCAAGAGUGAACAGGAGGAUAACAUGCGCAAGAUCCAGGAGAAACUGCAGUCGUUCCAGGGUGGUGCGUCGGGAUCCAGCCAGUCUCCGCCUGUGCAUGAUGCAUCCAGCGACGACGACGAGUCCAGCGGCUCCGAGAGCGAGGAAGAGUAA
Molecule: messenger RNA, 2613 nt
Organism: Alternaria arborescens
Lineage: Eukaryota; Fungi; Ascomycota; Dothideomycetes; Pleosporales; Pleosporaceae
Exons: 3
Coding region: 1-2613 (870 amino acids)
Biological process (GO): regulation of DNA-templated transcription; chromatin remodeling
Cellular component (GO): chromatin; nucleus
Source: RefSeq, a predicted model, not a curated record